Messenger RNA from Salarias fasciatus (jewelled blenny), 3371 nucleotides. Its product is annotated as serine/threonine-protein kinase PAK 3. The transcript is spliced from 16 exons. Gene Ontology annotation, biological process: protein phosphorylation. NCBI's taxonomy places the organism in Eukaryota, Metazoa, Chordata, Actinopteri, Blenniiformes, Blenniidae. Gene Ontology annotation, molecular function: protein serine/threonine kinase activity; ATP binding. The record is from RefSeq and is a predicted model, not a curated record. Bases 222 to 1952 code for a protein of 576 amino acids.
GGCUAGGGAACAGUGAGCAGCCAGUGAAGCAUCCAGCCAGCCGAACAAGCUUGCUUUUAGGGUCAGGAACUGGUCUGACAAGAGAAUGGCAAUCCUGCCUUUAAACUGUCACUAGGACUGUACGGCCGACGAUGAAUCCACCACAACUGGAGGCCCAAAGGCGAAACGCUGAGGAAGAGAAUGUGAAGACAUAUUUCAGGACAUUGUGAGUGCUACUAAAGAUGUCUGAUAGUGUCGAUAUUGAAGAGAAACCACCAGCCCCCCCCUUGAGAAUGAACAGUAGUUCCCGAGACUCUUCAUCAGUGAAUCACGCAUCCAAACCGCUUCCAAUGGCUCCAGAAGAGAAAAACAAGAAGGUCCGCCUGCGCUCCAUCUUCCCCGGGGGAGACAAGACAAACAAGAAGAAGGAGAAGGAGCGUCCUGAGAUAUCCCUACCCUCUGACUUUGAACACACCAUUCAUGUUGGCUUUGAUGCUGUAACAGGAGAAUUCACAGGUAUACCGGAGCAGUGGGCGCGGCUCCUACAGACAUCCAACAUCACAAAGCUGGAGCAGAAGAAAAACCCACAGGCAGUGUUGGAUGUCCUAAAGUUCUACGACUCCAAAGAAACCGUAAACAACCAGAAAUACAUGAGCUUCACCUCGGGAGAUAAGUCAGCACAUGGGUACAUAGCAGCAAACACUCUGAACCGACUGCUGUCAUCUGGGCCUCCUGUCAGCCUUAGAACCUGCAGCGCAUUAUUUGACAAGCAGGGUGCCAAAACGUCGUCGACAGAACCCCCUAUUGCCCCGCCCGUGUCCGAGGAGGAGGAUGAGGAGGAGGAGGAAGAGGAGGAGGAGGAAGAAGAUGAGGAUGACGAUGACGAGCUGCCCCCGGUCAUCGCGCCUCGGCCCGAACACACUAAGUCUAUCUACACACGCUCCGUCAUGGACCCACCAAAGCCUCCGACCCCCGUGAAAGAGGUUCUAACUCCCCCAGAGUCUCAGGUCCAACCGGAGAACACGUCCAACACAAUGUACCGCCACACUGACCGGCAGAGGAAGAAAUCCAAAAUGACAGAUGAAGAGAUUCUGGAAAGACUCAGGAGUAUCGUGAGUGUGGGGGAUCCCAAGAAGAAGUACACACGCUUCGAGAAAAUAGGACAGGGAGCGUCCGGCACUGUGUACACUGCCAUCGACAUCGCGACUGGUCAAGAGGUGGCCAUUAAACAGAUGAACCUGCAGCAGCAGCCCAAGAAAGAGCUGAUCAUCAAUGAGAUCCUGGUGAUGAGGGAAAACAAAAACUCCAACAUAGUCAACUACCUGGACAGUUAUUUGGUCGGAGAUGAGCUGUGGGUGGUGAUGGAGUAUUUGGCCGGAGGCUCGUUGACAGAUGUAGUGACUGAGACCUGCAUGGACGAGGGCCAGAUCGCUGCGGUCUGCAGAGAGUGUCUUCAAGCUUUGGACUUCCUACACUCCAACCAGGUGAUCCACAGAGAUAUAAAAAGUGACAACAUCCUCCUGGGUAUGGACGGAUCCGUCAAGCUCACCGACUUCGGCUUCUGCGCCCAGAUCACUCCCGAGCAGAACAAGCGCAGCACGAUGGUGGGAACGCCUUACUGGAUGGCGCCGGAGGUGGUCACUCGGAAGGCUUAUGGGCCGAAAGUGGACAUCUGGUCUCUGGGAAUAAUGGCGAUAGAGAUGGUGGAGGGAGAACCGCCUUACCUGAAUGAGAAUCCGCUCAGGGCGCUUUACCUGAUAGCAACCAAUGGGACUCCAGAACUACAAAACCCGGAGAGACUGUCAUCAGUGUUCAGAGACUUCCUCAACCGCUGUCUGGAGAUGGAUGUGGACCGCAGAGGCUCCGCCAAGGAGCUGCUUCAGCACUCCUUCCUCAAGCUGGCAAAGCCUCUAUCCAGCCUGACGCCUCUGAUUGUAGCUGCGAAGGAAGCCAUAAAGAACAGCAGUCGCUAGGGUGUGCCGGCUGUCCGCACCCGUGGAUGAAGCCCUGCCUGUGAAAAUGUGCGCUCGUGGCAGCAGGGGCUUGGAUGAGUUGACGGUGGGUGAUGUGACAGUGACAGCACAGGAGGGGCUUGUGUGUGACUUACGGCGACAGCACAAAGACUAACGACCCCCCGGCCUCAUAUGUAGGAGGAGGGACAUCUGGCCUCGCAGCCUAUCAGCCCGCGCUGCUGAAAAAAGACCUUGUCUCCUCGUUUACUUCUCCAGCACUCUGUACAUGUAGAGCAGUCUAUCACAAGUAUGCUUGAGUGUGUGGGCGGGUGUGUGCGUGUGUGUGUGUGUGUGUGUGAGAAAGAGCGAGAGAGAGCGUGCGCGUGCGUCUUCAAACUGUGCACUUCUCUUUGUGUCAUACGUCUCGGUUCGGGGGCAGUCGUUACCAAAACUAAAAGAGAGAGAGAGAAAAAAAAAAGGGUGAAUAAAUUGAAAAGACGGUGUGCGCUCUUUCUGGAAUAACCUGCUGGAUCAAAGAAGAAGAAGAAGAGCAAAACUCAAAACUGUGACUCCUCCGACGCUCCGCUUCAGGCUCGGCUUGCUUUCUUCUCGCCCUUUCGCCGAGCGCGAACAGGCCACACCUGCAACCUGCAGAGACCAGCCGACGCGAGAGAGUGACUCUGGACCCAUCCUUCACCUGCAUGACUCCGGCUCCGCUGCUCCUCUGCAGAGCGUCACAUCACGAGGCCAUUUAGGCUGUGUGAGCGUGUGUGUGUGUGUGUGUGUGUGUGUGUGUGUGUGCUUGUGUGUGAACGUGUGUCGGGGUGCAGCUACAGGGGGAACAAAGUCAGGAAUAAUUUCUCAUAACUUAACGCCAGCUUUAAAUACCCUUCAGUGAUCUCUUUGAAUUUAUUAGCAGGAAAAUUCUUUUUUUUUUCAGGCAGUAAUCACUGAAGACUGUUUUCUUUCGGUUGUUUACUUAUUUCUGCUUAAAAUAACAGAGUAUUCAACUUUAUCUACAAUAUUUAACCAGCCAAAACUGUUCUGCAUCGUCAGUCGGUGAUGCGUCUGUCUUAUCGGAUUCAGGAGGAACGCGUUUCCUGUUCAGCUGUGUUUGGGACACAUGGUUGUGUAAUUCAAAUCAGCAUUUACAACCCUGCAUCCCUGCAUAUACAAUCAAAGAGUUAUGAACUUUCUAAGACACAGCUUCAAGAAAAAAAAUAGAUCGUGAUCGUCGUUCCCCUGCAUUACCGCAGAGGUCCGGUUCCACAGUGCUCCGAGCAUCCACGUCCCUAAACCUGGUAAAUUAGGAUCCACUCUCUGAUAGCCAAACAGUGGAAAUGGAAAAAUCACUGAUGAUGAGUAAAAUUUACAAGCUAGAAAUUAAAAAACAAAAAACAAAAAAAAAAAAAACUUGCCCUCAUUAUUUGCCUUCAAAAA